Molecule: messenger RNA, 3613 nt
Organism: Arvicola amphibius (Eurasian water vole)
Lineage: Eukaryota; Metazoa; Chordata; Mammalia; Rodentia; Cricetidae
Gene: Ccdc150
Product: coiled-coil domain containing 150
Exons: 28
Coding region: 33-3404 (1123 amino acids)
Source: RefSeq, a predicted model, not a curated record
AGCGGGUUGGUUUAAAGCGCUGGUUUAGUCCCAUGGAAACAGACCUGCUGGCCAGGGGAAGGAGCUACAGGCUGGUGGAUGGAUUAGGGGUGCGUAUGGAAACCACAGUGUGCCGACCAGUCCUGUCUCCAACCCACAUCAACGCCACGGCUUCAGAGACGUUCACGGUGCUUCAGCAGAAGAUGAGAAUUGUUGAGGAACAGACCAGCUCUCUGAGGGAUGACCUGAUCAUGCUGGGCUACGGCGACAAACGAGGUCAGUUAAAAACUUCAAACUCUUUCGAAGACCCUGCCAGCCAGAAAGGCAUUUGUCCUAUCCCGCGUGAAGUGACUCGUCCAGAAAAAACAAGUCUUUUAUGGAAGAACUGUCAGUUCCUGGUGAAUCGAAUGUGCCAUUUGGAAAACCUCAUCGAGUCCUUGAAGAGGAACAUCUUUCGUCUACAAACUGAAAAGGAAUUGAAUCCGCAGAAAACAGCCUUUCUGAAGGAUCAGCUGAACACGAUCCAGGAGGAGCACUCCGCGGACCUGAAGCUGCUGCACCUGGAAGUGUUGAAUCUGCACCAGCAGCUGGAAGAUGUCAAGGAGGAAGAGGACACGGCACAAGAUGAAGUCCAGAGAUUGACUGGCACUCUGGAAACGGCCAUUGAGACAAAGAAGAACGCAGCUGUUAUUGAGGAGGAGCUAAAGACCACAAAGCGUAAAAUGAACCUUAAAAUUCAAGAGCUAAGGAGACAACUGGCUCAGGAGAAGCACUUCCGGGAGUCUCUUGAGAAGUCUGCAUCAUCCAUGCUACUCAAAAUCCAAGAAAUGGGGUCCGCGGUGGAGGCAGAGCGGAAGCAGGUGCACAGUUUGCAGCAGAGCUGCUCCGCCCUCCGCAGCUCAGUACAGACCACCCAGGAAGUGCUGGCGCAGGAGCAGAGCAAGAACGGAGAGUUGGAGACAGCCGCCUCGCAGCUCAAGUCCGAUCUAAUUUCCAGAGAUAACCUCAUCUGCAAGUUGGUUGAAGAAAAUAAGAGCACACAAGUGUGUCUGAAGAAGGAGCGUGACGAGAACACACACUUGAAGUCCGAGAUGCUGUCCCUUCGAGAUGCGUCAGAAAAAGCACAGGUUUUGAAUGACCAGCUUUCCAGAAAGUGUUCAGAGCUAUCCAGCAUGCUUCAGAUUGUAAAACUUGAAAAUGCCAGGAUUGUUGCUGAACACCAUGCUAUUCUGCAGGUGGAGCAGAAGAUGAUCACAGAGACAUUUCAGGAGCAAAAUCUGCUUUUAGACGCAGCCCACGCCAGCAUCACCGGCGAACUCCAAACCGUCCAGAAGGAUAAAGCCCAGCUCCAGAUACACCUAGACCAUUUGAUCCUUGAGCACGGUCAGUGUCUCCAGAAAGCAAAGGAGGCCGAGAAAAGGACAACGAUACAGAAAGAACUUCUGGAAUCAACUAUUGCAAGACUGCGGGGCGAGUUGGAAGCAUCAGUGCGAGAGAAGAAGUCUCUGCUAGAGAAGAAUGAAAGGUUUCAGCAGGAGGUCAACAAAACAGAAAAGGAAGUAGCCAAAGAAAAAUGCAGUUUGGAAAAGGAAUUAGCUAAAAGCAAGGCAGACAUAAAUGUAUUGAACCAAAACCUACAGACUCUGGUGGAAGAGAAUAAGCAGCUGACAGACAAAAUGGCUUCCCUGGAGCAUCAGAGAGUCGCGGCUGACUACCAUGGGUUUGCUCAACAGAAAGUGGAAAAGGCCUUGGAAAGAAUUACUGAGAGUAAGAACAAACUGGCCUACGAAAAGGGGAAACUCCAGAUAAAAGUCAAACAGCUGGAAGAACAGCUGCACUCUUUGGCAGAGACCAGACUGCAGAACGACCGUCUGCACAAAUGGAACAAGGCUCUAGAGGUCAAACACAUUCAGGCAAACUCAGAACUGAGUGCCAGCAAGGCAUACCUGCAACAGACAGAAGCUCACCUCAAAGAGAUGAAAUCUAUUCUUGGGAAAAAUGAGGAAGAGCUGGCCCAGGCUGUGAAGUGUCGAGAUGCUGCCCUGAAGGAGAGCCAGAAGCUGAGAGGGGACCUGGAGGCUCUGGAAGACAGGGAGAACAAGAAGGUGGGGAACUUUCAGCGGCAGUUAGCAGAGGCCAAAGAAGACAACUGCAAAGUGACAAUCAUGCUGGAAAACGUGCUGGCUUCUCACAGCAAGAUGCAGGGAGCUCUGGAGAAGGUCCAGAUCGAGCUCGGGCGGAGGGAUUCGGAGAUCGCCGGCCUCAAGAAGGAAAGGUCUCUUAAUCAACAAAGAGUACAGAAGCUUGAAACCGAAGUGGACCAGUGGCAGGCCCGGAUGCUGAUUGUGGAGGCCCAGCACAGCAGCGAGAUGGAGCCGCUGCAGAAGUCUCUAGAUGUAACUAGAGAGGACAACAGGAAACUGGCCAUGAGCCUAGAGCAAGCUCUCCAGACAAACGGCCAUCUGCAGUCUAAGCUAGAUCACACCCAGGAAAAACUGGAAAGCAAAGAACUUGAGCGGCAGAAUUUAGAAGCCUUCAAAGAGCGGAUGGCAGAGGAGGCCAAAGUAGAAGCGGAGUUGCAUGCGGAGCGCAUUGAAGCCCUGAGAAAGCAGUUUCAAGCCGAGAGAGAGACUGCCAAGAAAGCCGCACAGAGGGAGCUGGCUGAGCUGAAGAAAGCUCUUGAUGAAGCCAACUUCAGGUCAGUGGAAGUGUCCCGCACAAACCGAGAGCUACGACAGAAGCUUACAGAGCUGGAGAAAGUAGUGGCCAGUAACAAGGAGAAACUGAAGAAUCAAAAGGCUCAAAUAAAACUGCACUUGUCAGCCAAGGCACACAACGCACAGAACAUAGAGAGGAUGAAGCAAAUAGAAACAGAAUUGAGGCAAAUGGAGGUAAUUAAGGAUCAAUAUCAGAAAAAGAACUACGAGCAGUCACUGAGUAUCCAGAGAUUUGUCUCCGAAAUGAACACCCUGCAGAAAGAAAUGGAGCUGUUGGCCAAAAGCCAGUAUGAAACCUCAGCCCGGAAUAAGCAGCAGGAGCUCAAACUAGUGGCCGAGCGGAAACUGAGGCAGGAGCUAGAAAAUCGAUGUGAGGAAUUGGAGGAAACUAUCAGACACCUGAAGAAAUGUAAAGAAGCAACAGAGAAUAAACUCAAAGAAGCCAGUGUGGAGUCGGAACAGAUAACAGCUAAUCUGGAAGAAGCUCACCGCUGGUUUAAAUGCAGGUUCGAUGGCCUACAGCUUGAGCUGACCAAAAACAGGCUGCAGAGGCUUCCCCGGGAAGACAAGUGGCCAGAAGAGAGUCACGAUCUGAGGCGUGAGGUUGCAUCCAGCCAAUCUGUUCUCCAUCGAUGGGAGACUAAACAAAACCUCGGGAUCGUACCCAAGAAGUAUCAUUCUGACACAGAGAGGAAGAAGUGUCCUUGACAGAGGAGCCUCCUGUGAGAAGUUAUGCCUCCAUGAUCCUGCUGGCCAGCAAGAGGGGCUGGCCUGUUUCUACGUUGUAAGAACGUGUUGUGCACUCGAGAUUUUGAACCUUAUCUUUUAUGAACUCUUAUAUUACUGCAGAAACACCCCAUCUUUUUGUCCUUUUUCCUACCUUCCACACAAUAAAUUUAGUUUGUUUUAUGAUAGUA